UUUGUUUUAAACUGCCAUUGUACCUUGGACUUGAAAUCAUAGUAGCCUAGUUGAGUCUACCUUACACCUACUUGAGCUAUCUAGCUUAGGUAGUACGUAGUAUACCUAGUAUUACCUAGGUAGGGAAAAACACUGCAUGGUACAGGGGUGGACCAUGUACGAUCAAUGUGUACCACCCCAAAAAAAGUACAUUAAAACGCGUCCUGACACCGGAGAUGGGCAUCAGUCGCGACAUGUUGUUGGUGAGAAACGGAGUUAAAGACCUCUACUCUCCUUUCGAAGAAUUGUUGUUGUAACUGCGUACAAAAGUACAGUACGUAUUAGGAAACCAGUCGAACAGAAGUGAGCAUUAUAUAGAGAUUAAAUGAAAGCAGUAACAUCAUUUUAACAAGCCAUUCAAGAACUCCAAGCAGUUGUUUAUGACUAAGGGUCUCGAUAUUGAAGUGUUGUCAUCAUGUAUAUUCACCACAUGAACGAGUAUGGAGAGUAUGUUUAUUGUCAAGAAAAUAAGAUAUUUUAGCAUAAACAGAAUUUAGAAAUUUCUCAUUUUCAGUGAGACUUCUGAUAAGAUUUUAAAAGGAAUGUGUCUAAUGCAUUUUGAAAUACGUACAAAAUAGUGAUAAUUGUUUUUAUGUGAUAGUGUUUCAGAAGAAAUUAUAGUUAAAACAUAUUCCAGUGAAAAGAUGUCUGUGAAGGGAAAUUUUACCUGUACAGUUUGUUUGCGAACAUUUGCUCUUAAGAGUAGCCUUCAAAUUCAUGAAUUAAAUCAUAAUACCGAUUUCAAAUCACACAGAUGCUUGAUUUGUGGGAGGCAGUACAGCCUCUUAGCAAGUUUAGAAACUCACAUGUUGAAUCAUGGCCCAAAAGUACCUUAUGAAUGUUCAGAAUGUGAUGAAAAUUUUUCUUCAAAAGGUGAAUUGUUGGAACAUGGAAAGGUACAUGAUGUGAACUGUGAAAAUUUACAGUGUAUUGUUUGUGAAGAAUUAUUUUCAUCUGAGAAUACGUUUAGAAAGCAUUUAAAAUCUCAUAUUAAUAGAAAAACUUUUGAGUGUACUGUUUGUAAUGAGACAUUUGAUGUGGAACAAUUAUUAAAAUAUCACCAGCUAAAACAUGAGGUUAAAAGUAAAAAGUGCCCUUUUUGUACCGAAAUAUUUUCUUGUGAAACUGAAUAUACAGAGCAUCUUAAAAGUCAUGAUUGUAAAGGUGAUAUUGUCAAAUGGUCAAAAGAUAUUGAGUCUUCAUUGCAGGAUUUUCCCAAAGUGGAGGUAAACCCAGAUCCUGUCUUUACUGGCAAGAACUGGGUAUGUUCAGUAUGCACGAAGGCCUUUAAAUAUAAAAAGCCUUACCAUAAACAUGUAGCAGCUCACAUAGAGAAGGGAGAAAGAUCUGAAAGUUUUGCAAAAGAGGUAUCUAAAGAAGACAUAUCUUUAAGACGAGUGCGACAUUCCUGUGAAGUUUGCAAGACAUCAUUUUCAUGUUUAGACAGGCUUAGAAAGCACCUUGAUCUUGAACUGUAUGGAUGUGAAAUUUGUAAUGUAUCAUUUUCAUCUUGUAAAGAUUUUAAAGAACAUAUAAAAAACCAUUCAUUGGACUGCAGUAAGUGUGGAAAAGUUUUUAGAAAACUUGGUCUAUUAAAGCAGCACAUUCUUAUUCAUACUGAGGCCCAGCAUUGUGAGAUUUGUAAAAAGACUUAUCCCAAUGAAUGGAGCUUACGUCGUCACAUGAUGGCAAUUCAUGCAGACAACAGACAUGUUCAGUGUGAUUUGUGUGGAAAAUUGUAUGAAAAACGUUCCUUGAAGAGCCAUAUGAUGACACAUACAGGAGAAAGACCGUACAAAUGUGAAGUAUGUGGCGACAGUUUUGUACAAAGAGUUCAUCUCCGAACACACAUGAAAAUUCAUACAGGAGAGAAAAAUUAUUUUUGUGAAACUUGUGGCAAAAUGUUUGCUUUGAAAAGUACUCUGGAUGUUCACUGUAGAACUCACACUGGAGAGAAACCAUACACAUGUCCCAUUUGUUACAAAAGUUUUGCCAGUUUAACAUCGCUGCGGCAACAUAGGAGAACUCAUUUCCCAAGUGAGAAGUUUGCAUGUGAAAUUUGUGACAAAAAGUAUGCUCAGAAGUUUCCAUUAUACCUUCAUUAUAGUAAAACUCACUCAGAAAGUGAAUUGCACAGCUUAGAUAAAGAACUGCAAAAAAAGAUCUUCCAUCAUACUCGCAGAAAUAGAGAUUCCUCUGGUGAUAUAAAUAAAAAGGAAGGAAUUAAGAAAUAUGAAUGUGGUUAUUGUGGGAAAGUUUUCAGUGUUAAAGCUAAUUUGCAGAUACAUGUUCUUCUCCACACUGGUCAGAAACCACAUAAGUGUGAAGUAUGUGGGAGAAGCUUCAGACUUAAGUAUAGCCUGAAGAUUCAUAAGAGAACCCAUACUGGUGAGCGUCCAUAUCAGUGUAAUAUAUGUGAAAAGCGUUUUGUUCAAUAUACACACGCUAAGACUCACAUGGUUCUACAUACUGGUAAAAAACCAUAUUCUUGUCCUAUCUGUGGUAAAGCUUUUGCUGAUAAAAACAAUCUUUCUGCUCAUAAGAAGAUACAUUUGAAAUAUUCACCUGAUGUGUAUAUCUCUAAGAGGCAUUUUUGCCCCUCAUGUGGAAGAUCAUUUCUUACAAAGAAAGACCUCAUGUAUCAUGUUAGUGGUUGUUCAGUUGAAGAGUUUGGAACCACUCAUAAUGUUCAUGAGGAAGUGAAAAUUGAAGAGGAUUUAGAAACAUGUGCUAGUUAUGAGUCUGUGGAAUGUGUGGAAGGUCCAACAAAGAGUUUUGAGCAUCUCAUGACAGUGCCAUCUAUUGAAUGUUCAACUAAUGUCCCAAUAGAUUCCAACAUUCAGUCACAAAAAUCACAGGUCAUCAUGAUAAGUUCAGAAGGUGUUGAUGAAGUUCUUAUUCAUGAAGUAGAUGAUACAUUUUUGGAAGAUCUGGCCACAGUAUCGAGUUAGUACCAUGAGAUUUUGACAUUAUUCGAGAUAUAUAUAUAUA
Messenger RNA from Macrobrachium nipponense, 3030 nucleotides. Its product is annotated as zinc finger protein 260-like. The record is from RefSeq and is a predicted model, not a curated record. Gene Ontology annotation, molecular function: DNA-binding transcription factor activity, RNA polymerase II-specific; sequence-specific DNA binding. The transcript is spliced from 3 exons. Bases 684 to 2990 code for a protein of 768 amino acids. Gene Ontology annotation, cellular component: nucleus. Gene Ontology annotation, biological process: regulation of transcription by RNA polymerase II. NCBI's taxonomy places the organism in Eukaryota, Metazoa, Arthropoda, Malacostraca, Decapoda, Palaemonidae.